Messenger RNA from Scylla paramamosain (green mud crab), 2706 nucleotides. Its product is annotated as protein Wnt-16-like. Lineage: Eukaryota; Metazoa; Arthropoda; Malacostraca; Decapoda; Portunidae. Gene Ontology annotation, cellular component: extracellular region. Bases 30 to 1079 code for a protein of 349 amino acids. Gene Ontology annotation, biological process: canonical Wnt signaling pathway; multicellular organism development; neuron differentiation. The transcript has 6 exons. The record is from RefSeq and is a predicted model, not a curated record. Gene Ontology annotation, molecular function: cytokine activity; frizzled binding.
CCCCCUCUCCUUCCUUCAGGUACCUGGGGAUGGUGGGCGUGACGCAGCUGCUGCCACAAGGGGACCAAGAAGUGCAGAACGUCAGCACCGCCACGGCAGUCAGCAUCUGUCAGCACCUGCCGGGGUUGGUGCAGCAGCAGGUGGCGGUGUGUCAGAACCACCCGGACGCCAUCAGGAGUGUGAGUGACGGGGCGCGGCUCGGCAUCAACGAGUGCCAGUACCAGUUUCGCAAUGAGAGGUGGAACUGCACAACUGGCGCGGACAUUGACUACCCCUUUGGUUACACGCUGAGGAGAGGGAGCAAGGAGACCGCCUUCAUCUACGCCGUGACGUCCGCCGGGGUGGUGCACGCUGUCACGCAGGCCUGUUCCUCUGGUAACCUCACCGACUGCUCCUGCGACAUGAGCAAGCAAGGCCUGUCGACUCCUGAGGGAUGGAAGUGGGGAGGCUGCAGCGACAACCUGAGAUUCGGAGUCCAGUUCGCGCGGCAGUUCGUCGACGCCCCAGAGAAAGAGAGACACAAGAAGCUGAAGAGGAGAAGGAACCUAAUGAAUCUACACAACAAUGAGGCAGGACGAGAGGCAGUGGCGCGCCUGAUGAAGAUGCAGUGUCGCUGUCAUGGCGUGUCUGGCUCCUGUGAACUGAAGACCUGCUGGCGCUCCAUCCCGACCUUCCCUGUGGUGGGCGACUACCUGAAGGGAAAGUACCUCACCACUCUCAGGCAGUUCACACACAAGAAGAUGCGAGGGUCGAGAUGGCGCGACUCGUCCCGCCGGAGGAGGAAGCGGCGCGGCCGUCGCAAGCGUCGCUUCCUGGCAGAGAAGGAUGAGCUGGUGCACAUCCACAAGUCCCCGAACUACUGCAUCCAGAACCCCAAGAAAGGGAUCCUCGGCACCCACGGCCGCUUCUGCAACAAGACAUCCAAUGGCGCCGACUCAUGUGACCUCCUGUGUUGUGGCCGGGGGUACAACACACAGGUUGUGCGGUACGUGGAGCGCUGCCACUGCAAAUUUGUGUGGUGUUGCCAUGUCCAGUGCAAGACUUGCAUCACCAACGUUGAUGUUCACACCUGCAAGUAGAGGAGAGGCUCGGGUGACAUGAAUGUUUAGGAGCACCUGCCUUGUUCACCUGAUGGGAAAGAGUUGUGGCUCAUGAAGGAGUCUUGGACUGUUUGGGUGCUGUAGAGAAGAUGGUGAAAGAUAUAUCAUCCAAAACUUGAAAGCCGUGAAUAUGUUUUGUGUUGAGCGACAACCGACUUGGCGCCCAGACUCAAGAAUGCUGAGCGAGAUGCUGCAGCUGGUUGGAACACUUCAGAAAUAUUACAUGUAAAUUUGCAGCUGUUUAGUCAGUUUUAGUGGUAAACUAACAGCAAGAUAGUGCUUUAGUGGUGAUGAUCAGGUAGACUGUGUGAAAGCCGAGGUAGCCUCAAGCAUUGGGACUCAUCACACGCCAGUAGCUGAGAGAAAUCAGUGUUUUCAUUACCACUGGAAACUGUCAUGUGUGUCAUGGCUGCCACUGUGAUCCUGGCCCCCACACAUGUGUGGUGGGGUGCCAGCGUCACCUGCAGCCCAGCCACACCACACACCCGACCUGAUCGCCCCUCAUCAGAAAACAAAGUGGUACUUAUCAUUGUGUGUUUUGGUAUUGUACACUCUGGCAAGGCAUCCUUAACUGUCCUUCCAGCACUAGGCAGCCAGUGAUGGGUCCUGCAAUCCACACACAUCUAUCACCCCAAGGAAGGCCAGGCAGCCCCAGGGGAGGAGCAAACAGGAGUGGCUCCAGCUGCUUCCUUGAUGGAAUUGCCGAGUGACAAGGUGUUCCCCAAAGGCAGCUAGACGGUGCCAGCCAGGCAGGCCUUGGCUGCCUCCACCACAUCCACCACCACCACCACCACCGCCACACACCCAGAACAAGCCACGCAACAACCUCCUCCUCCUGAAGGGGGUGUCGCCGUUAGUCGUCCGAGUAAUGGAUCAAAAUAUUUUGUGUGAAAUAUAUUGCAAUAAACUAUAUGUCAGACAUUUACAUACUAUUAGCUAUGAUUGGACUUACCAUUACCUCAUAUUUAUGGUGUCGUGUGUACAGUGGUCCCUCCCAGUGGUAGUUUCAUAAACUAUGCUGUGUUUGUAUAUAGUGAAGAUUAUUUUGCUUUUUAUGCCCUUUACAAAUGUCUCUUGAGUUUAUGGCUGAGAUUAGGAUAUUCUUGUUCAGUAUCAAUGGAAGGACAAAGCAGCAGGUGUUUCAAGGCCGCCCCUUCCUCCCUGCCAGUCCUCAGCGGGGUGGAGGGGCCGGCUGUCAGAACAUUUACACUUGGUAGACACGUGCUUAGCCAGAAUAAACAAAAUAUAUUUACAUUAGUACCUUUGAGUUUAUGUGAAGGCUGUGGCAGGUGUCAGCGCUCAGGGGCGUGAGGCGUGGCACAGGUAGAGAGUCAGCCUGGCACUGUCAUCUCCUCUGCACCAGGCAUCACACAUUGAUCACUUGCCCCUCACACCCUCAGUCCCUGACUUGUCCAUAAAUGCAUCAAUCAUAAUAACAUGAGAUCCUUUCUCUGUAACAUAUGCAUAUAAAUUAAGAAAAAAAAAAUGUGUGUGUGUGUGUGUAUGUGUGUGUGUGUGUGUGUGUGUGUGUGUGUGUGUGUGUGUGUGUGUGUGUGUGUGUGUGUGUGUGUGUGUGUGUGUGUGUGUGUGUGUGUGUGUGUGUGUG